Messenger RNA from Plodia interpunctella (Indianmeal moth), 2582 nucleotides. Its product is annotated as peptidyl-alpha-hydroxyglycine alpha-amidating lyase 1-like. The record is from RefSeq and is a predicted model, not a curated record. Gene Ontology annotation, biological process: peptide metabolic process. The transcript is spliced from 10 exons. Gene Ontology annotation, molecular function: catalytic activity; protein binding. The coding region runs from base 143 to 1588 and encodes 481 amino acids. NCBI's taxonomy places the organism in Eukaryota, Metazoa, Arthropoda, Insecta, Lepidoptera, Pyralidae. Gene Ontology annotation, cellular component: membrane; extracellular region.
AAUCAUAUAAACGUCAUUGCAUUGUGUGAUAAUAAAAUUGAUAAGCCGAAGCGAGCAUAAUCGACUUGUUGAUUAUAUUCAAUUUUAAUAACGAAUCGAAGAUUUGGCCAAAAGAACCGUGUUUGUUUGUGCAUAUUUUAUUAUGAAUUUGUUUGAAAUUUUACUUUUAGUCUACUUAUUUGUGACACUAUGUUUGGUACAAUCUCACUGCAUAGGGUUGCAGUUUGACAAAGAAUAUAAUCCAAAUAAUUAUUAUGAUCGCCAGCAAGUUGAGAAAGUAAAUGCUGCAUUACAAAGAUUAGAUCAUGUUCCCAACAUGGUCCAUGACUGGCCAGAUCCCUCAAUCAAGUUCGGCCAAGUGUCUGGGGUGGCCAUAGACAAUGCUGGCCACCUGCUGGUGUUCCACAGAGCAGGCAAUGUGUGGGACUACAACACAUUCUCACUCCGAAAUGUUUACCAGGCUAUUGGGGAGCCCCCUAUACCGGACCCCACUAUUCUGGUGUUCAAUGACACGGGAGAUCUUGUUGAUAAAUGGGGGCAAGAUUUAUUCUACAUGCCACACGGCAUUACCGUGGACACCAGCGGCAACGUGUGGGUGACGGACGUGGCUCUCCAUCAGGUGUUCAAGUUCACGCCGGGCCAGCGGCAGACGCCCGCGCUCACGCUUGGCGAGAAGUUCGUCCCAGGCAACAGCGAGGGUCACUUCUGCAAGCCGAGCGCGGUGGCGGUCCUGAAGAGUGGCGACUUCUUCGUGGCCGACGGGUACUGCAACCACAGGAUCAUCAAGUUCUCGCCCGCGGGCAAGGUCAUACUGCAGUGGGGGAGACAAUCCGGCAAUGGUCCAUUCGUGUUCAACGUGCCGCACGCGCUCACACUAGCCGAAGACCGCGGAUUGGUCUGCGUGGCGGACCGUGAGCGAGGUCGCGUCGCCUGCUUCAGACACGACAACGGCACUUAUGUCACUGGCUUCAGUUCGUGGCUGAUCGGCACCAGGGUGUUCAGCGUGGCGUAUUCCCCUGUACAUGGUGGUCGACUGUACGUGGUGAACGGGCCGACGGGCGAAGUGCCGGUGCGCGGGUACGGCAUAGAGUUCGACUCCGGCCGCCUCGCGCUGACCUUCGCCCCCAACGGUGGGUUCAAGAACCCACACGACAUCGUCGUCUCCGAGGAUGGCUCUACUGUAUACGUGGCUGAACUUGACCCAUACCGCGUGGUGAAGCUCGUGGACGAGGGUCUGAAGAAGGAGCGGCAGUCGCAGCCCAACACGACGACGCGGCCCAAGCCCACCGCUACCAGCGAGCUGAGCGUGCCGCCGGCGCCGACGCCGACGGCGUCGUGGUGGCGCGGCGCGGGCUACGCGGCGGCGGGGGCGGGCGCGGCGCUGGCGGCCGGUCUUGCAGCGCUGGCGCUCCGCGGCGCACGCAACGCUGGUCGCAAAGGCAUAACCCGGCGCCGUUGGGAGUACAGUCACGGCGAGUUCAAGCUGCGGCGGCUGCUGGAGCGGCGCCGCUUCACUCGCGUGCACUCGGACGACUCCGACGACGAGCCCGCGCCCAUGUUGCCGCCGCAACUCCCCGCCAACGCCUGAUGCCACACGCUCACUGAAUGCCAUAUCUAAUUUAGUUUUUAAACGUUAACUGGCCGCGAACCACAGAAACUAAAAAGGACUAAACUACUUUAGCGAGUCCGCUGCGUCUAUGCGCAUCGCCUGUCUCGGUCGCGCAGCUUUUGUGCGAUAGAAAUGAACGAGACUAGCCCAUCUCUUAUUAUGCAUGGAAAAUUUUUGUAGUUCACGCUACACAUAUUCACAGCCAUAAAGCAGCGGACCUAUUAUGUAGAAAAUAUUCGAGUACUUAAUCCGUAAGGCGAUAAAGUUGUUUGUAGAUUACCAGCAUCUAAUGGAAUGCGUAACGGUACGAGUUUGUUAUAUGGAAGUGUUCUUAGGUCUGCACCAAACCGGCGGCAGUUGUUAAUUUUUCCAGCUCCAGAAACUUUCACCACAGAAAUUGAGUGCUGGAUUUCUUUCUUAAGUUUAAAACGGUUCGCGGCACUCACUGUUAUCUAAAACUGCUAACUUUACCAGAUUUGGAUAUUUUGUUGUGUGACGGAAAGUCGUUCACCAAUAAAAUAAGAAUAAAAUAUAUGGUCAAAAUAAUGAGCAGCCUAUUUAUGGUUACAAAAAAGUCACUAUAUAAGAAUAGAGCGAAUUUAAAAUAGAGAAAGGUUGGGUACCAUCGUCUGCGCCAAAAGGCGCAGUCGUUAGGCUCAAACUUGUAAGAGAUAUAAGCUGAUAUAAAUCGGCCUUGUGACUUAUUCAUACUGUGUUUUUGAGGUCUCGUAAUAGAUAGCUAUAUACAUUUAAUGUUAUUAUUGCUGCAAAAAUAAUAUUAUUUACUACUACUGACAAGAUGGUACACAGUCCAAAAUCACACAGUUCAAAUGAAAGUUCAACUAAAUAUUACCAAGCUACGAUGAGAAGGAAUAAAAAUGUAGGUACAUAAAUAAAGUAAUUAAUUUAGUCACAAUCUUCUUCGCAGGACAUUGACGCCUGCAGACGUUAUAACAAUUAAACUUCUUUUGUG